GAUACACAGAGUGGCCAGAGGGAGAGAUAGAGAAGAGGAGGCCAGUGUGUCUCUCCCGCUUUAUCCAUUAACCAGUUUCGAGGCAGAGAGGAGUGACUCAAAUUAGGCUGUUCAGGAAGAUUCUAGGUCAGUGGACAGGGGGGUGAAAGAGGAAGAGAUAUAGUAAAAAAAAAAGACUAACCAGAAAAUCAAACAAAAGCUUUAUAGGGAAAGGCUGCAGCCACUCAGGCUUAAGUGGGAAAAUCCAAAGUGAGAGAGCGGGAUGGUGUGAGUGGAUAAAUGAGGCAUUUUUUGGGAAAGUACCAUAGGAACUCAAAAGGAAGGAAUGUAUAAAGGAUGUCAACAAGAAGACUGAACAUCAAGCUGUGAAGGGGAAGACACAGCAGCGCACUCUGUGUCAAAGACCUCAAGAAAAAACCACAGAAGAGGAAACUUUGCCUUUCACAGACUGACACAGAAACCUCAUGUCUGUGUGUGUGUGAUUGCCGUCAACAAGAGAAAUGGAGAAGUGCCCAUUUUUAGAAAGAUAAAAAGGAUGUCACUGCCAGUGUUGCUGUUGCUAUCACUCUUGACUGUCCAAUGUGGUGGAUGUGACUUUGACUUGGGAGGUGUGAGAAACAUUAAAACAACUAUCGACUCUAACCCAACUGGAUUUCGGACAGUAUUUCCUAAAGAUUACUAUGUAGUGCACCACUACACAAAAAGCAUGCUCUGUGACUCUGAUCCGUGCUGUGUGUUCCCUGCUGCAGUAGUCCUCCUGGACUCCUGGCACGUGCUUCUCAGAAAUCUCUGGGAUGAGCACUUAAAUCACUCCCUAAUCAUUGAGCUGAAGCAGACACUGGAUAAAAUAAUCAAAAAGAACAAAAACACAGAGAGGUUCCAGGAGGAGACAGACCUGGCUCAAUUUGCAGAAUUAUCUUCCUCCCCCGAGGAACUCCUCAAGCUAACAUCAGAGCUUUUCACCCGGUGGCUUGACGUCGGAUGCUCACCCUCCAUUGAAACAUGCACCCUGCCCACUUUGCCCCCCUCUGUUGAGAGAAAGGACUACGGUCCAUCGAGGGCCAGACUCUUGACCACCCGAGCUAUCAGCAGUGUGGAGGAAGGACAGUCUGACAUGAUGAAAGACAUAACACAGCCGCCGUGCAGCUGCAGUCCACGAUCCCUGUCCUAUUCUCUCUGGAGCCCCCUGCUAUUCAGACUCUACUGGUGGUUGCUCUCAUAGUCACUCAAAUGGAUCUUUUUGAUGAUGCACACAAAAUGCAAGACAUUUCCUGGCACUGAAUGAUUGUUUCUGAUGUUUGUCUUUGUGUUGUUAUGCAGUAAGCUUUCUUAAUAUGAAGUGAUAUGCACAGGUUGCAUUUAAUGUCCAAAGUUAGUUCAGAUAGCUAUGUUCACUGUCCAACAGUGCCCUGUAACAACUGAUAUCACAGAUAUAUAUAUAUAGCCUUCCUCUUUAGAGCAAGCCACAAGCUCCAGCUAGUUAUGCUUGUCAUGCUAACAAGAGAUGCUGAGCAAGCCAAUGCACAUAAGCCAUCGUCUUUUUGAUGUGGAAUUCAUCACUGUUUACAAUGAAUGUUAUGUUAAUGUAAGAUAUUACUGUUUAUAGACGUUUACUUUUGUAUAUAAUUGUAAAUUAAAGCCAUUUAGAUAUAUUUUGUGCAAUUAUUAUCCAGGAUAUAAUAUCUCAAAUGUAAGCUGCUUUUUCCUCUGGAGUCAGUUCUUUCCUGUCUACUUUUCAGAGAUUCACAUUUGUGUACAUUCUGUGAAAAGAGAUUAUAUUUUGUUUAUGAUCUUGCAUUCCAGCAACAGGACACAGAGAGUCCACGUUCAUAUGAGCUCAUCCAUUACUGCUGUGCUCUAGUUGUUUCCAACAUACAAACAUUUGAGCAGCUAUUUUGCAACUGAUAACAACUGAGAGACGAAUUGCAGAUGAGUGAGGAAUGCACUCCAGAUCAAACGAGGCUCAGAAGAUGUUGUGAAUCCUGUCAGGAUCAACAUGAGAAAUAAAGAGAAUCAUUUAGUGCUCGCACUUGCCCCUGCUUGUACACACCCACGCCUAUAAUGUGCACUAUUGUCCUUGAAGGACCCUCCUUGUACUUUCACAAUCUUUCGAAUGCAGAGGUAUGUUGCUGUGGCCACUAUGGGAAACGAUUUUUGGCUUGCACCUCAAGUUUUUCUUUGACCCUUUUCCCACCAACUUAUAUCAUAAUUUGGAAGGAUGAAUCAAACGUAACACAGCAUGAAUGCAAAUGACAAAUAAUUAGAUCAUGCUGCUGCUACAAAAACUAAAACUUGGAAAGGUUUGAGGACAAACAAUUGAAUCUCUAUUUAGAUGUCUUAUUUUUACUGAAACCACAAAGCCACUCUUCAUCCCCAGUGCCAUUUACGGGAAAAUAAUUCAAUAUCUAAGCUGUCAGUCUACAUCCAGCAGUGAGGCUACUGCCAAAUCUAUGUUUCCCAUCAGUAGUACACAGGCUGCUGACCUCUGUGAUUGUACCAGGCUGUGCAGCA
Scomber scombrus (Atlantic mackerel) is the source of this 2511-nucleotide messenger RNA. RefSeq lists its product as uncharacterized. Bases 536 to 1222 code for a protein of 228 amino acids. Lineage: Eukaryota; Metazoa; Chordata; Actinopteri; Scombriformes; Scombridae. The transcript is spliced from 5 exons. The record is from RefSeq and is a predicted model, not a curated record.